AUGCGGGACGUCCUGGCUGCGGCUUUGCUCGUGCCAACGCUUGUCACCGCCAAUCUCUUCGGCUUCUCGUCACCAGCCGGUCAAACUGCGCAAUAUGAAACAUCGCAGUACAACUCGUACUCACCGCAACUUUCCUACAAUCCAUCGCAAUUUCAGUCACAGCGCCCAUCAGCAGCCGGCGAACAGCCCGCUUUCGUGACCGAGCACUCGUAUUCGACGGAAGCGAGUUACCAGACGAACCCAUUCCUGCAAUAUCUUCAACAACAACAACAACGACAACAAAUCCAAUCUUCAUCCCCUUCAUCAUUCUCGAGUUAUCCCGAUCAGUCAGCGAUUGAGCGAUACGCCCAAGCCACUCAAAUGGCUACACAGCAAAUCGCGCAAGCACAAGCCCAAGCAGCCGCUCAAAUGCAAGCACAACAAGCGCAAGCAGCUCAAGCUCAAGCUCAAGCCCAGGCUCAAGCUCAGGCUCAGGCUCAAGCCCAAGCUCAGGCUCAGGCUCAAGCUCAAGCCCAGGCUCAGGCUCAAGCCCAAGCUCAGGCUCAGGCUCAGGCUCAAGCCCAGGCUCAAGCUCAAGCUCAAGCUCAAGCUCAACAGCAGGCUCAGCAAGCUCAACAAGCUCAACAGAUGCACUCGUACGCGAAUUAUCUUCCAUCAUCUCAACAACAACAACAGCCAAAUAUCUACCCACCUGCCCCUCAACAAUCACAUCAACAACAGGUAGCUGCAGCCUCGGCAGCCGCAUCAGCUUUCGUGAACUCGGCAAGCCAAUACGCUUCUCAAUAUGCUCAACAAUUCGCUCAAAGUACCCAGGCUCCACCCGUUCAAAUCGAUCACACAAAUCUUCAAAAGUAUUCGCAAUAUUUGGAGAUUCUCCAGAAACAUUACGGGAUUCAAUUGCCCGGAGCGCUUUCUACACACCCCCGUCCCGUGACCGCCUCUCCAUUGGCGAUCGAGUUCGGCUCUCCGCAAUCUCCAACUUCUGAAUCUCAAUCACAAUCCCCAUCUGCAAUCCCACAAACACAACCACAAUCACCGCAAAAUCCCCAGACACAGAUCCCUGGAUACUUGCCUCCACAACAGCCACCACUUUCCUCAUAUCCGAGCUAUCAAUCACAAACGGGACAACCCGUGAACCCAACAUAUUCACAGCUUCAACCACAACAAUUGCAACAGCAGCAGCUGCAACAACAACAAUUGCAACAACAACAAUUGCAACAACAGCUACAAGCAGCGCAGGCUCAAGCUCAGGUUCAACCCCAGCCUCAACCUCAAUCCCAACCCCAACCCCAACCCUCAACCUAUCCGAAUGCUGCAACAAUGGCUGUGGCUCAACAAGUCGCUCAACAGGGGACGUCAAAUACCUAUUCGAGCAACACUUAUCCACAGAAUCAACAGUCUUCCUAUCCGCAAGCCCAAUCCGCCUCGCCGUACUCGUCGUACGCCUCGCAAAUGGCCGCACAACAGCAACAGUUGCAGCAACAACUCCAGCAACAACUCGAUCGUCAACAGCAACAAAUCCAACCGCAAUCCGCCUACCCACAACCGGUUUCGCAACCCGCUCAACCCCCAACAAAUUAUCAACAACCAUCACCACAUCAGUCGAAUCCUGGAUUGUCCGGCUUUGCCACGCAUGAACAACAAGCGGCUGCUCAGGCCUACGCAGCUCAACAGGCAGCUGCAAACUACGAGCGGUAUGCUACUGGACAACCGGCUUACCCCACUCAGGCACCGGCUCCCACCUAUCCACGACCUGCUGCGCCAGCACCCUAUCAGCCUCAGGUUCAACAAAAUUCGUAUCCAGGCUCUCCACCAUCAUACGGCCUUCAGCCGAGCGCCUCCAGCGGAUACUCGGCUCCACAACCCGUUCGACCCUCGUAUCCACCGCCAACGGCCGCACCGCCACCACCAGCGGCCCCAUAUGAGCAACCGAUGCAACCGUAUCAUCCGCCAAGCAACUAUGGACCGGCUCCAGCACCGGCAGUGCAACCAUCUGUUUACCCAACCUAUCCACAGCCGGAGAUCGAUGGAAAUCAGGUGAUCGAAGAGGAGACAAUUGACCAAGAGCCAUUACCCUACGAGCCCCCGCAGACUCCAUUCCAACCCUAUCAACCACCCCCACCACCACCGCCGACCACAAAGAGACCACCGCCACGACCAGUACCACCAAGAACGAUGCCCCCAGUGGCCGCCACUCAACGACCACGAACAAUGCCACCGGCAGUGAGAACCACCCCACCUCCAGCGGUUAUUCGAACGACGGCCCGCCCCAUGCCACCGCCAAGGCCACCAAUGCCUAGACCAGCUCCAAGCAAACCAGACGUGGCUCCGACUACGACGGAUAAUACAGCUGGAACCACUGUGCAAGCUUUAACACAACAGAUUCGGCGAUUACCGGUGGUGAUGUAUGUGGACUCUCGAAAGGAGAGCUCGUCUCGAUUGGAGAAUUUAUUGAGGGAUACAUACGGACUGCCGCUCGUCUCUUUUUAUGUGGAUAAGAUCGAUCGACCGGCCACCGUGCAAAGGCAUCUCUCGCAACUCACCGCCCACAAGGGACUACCCUAUCUUUUCAUUUGUGGAACGUUUAUUGGAAGUGAUCAACACAUCGAAAACUAUCACAAAAACGGUCAAAUCCCGCAACUCGUCGAGUACGUUUGCGGAGAGGACAAGAAGAAAUUGGGAAAAGAGAAGAAAUCGAGACAG
Molecule: messenger RNA, 2703 nt
Organism: Mesorhabditis belari
Lineage: Eukaryota; Metazoa; Nematoda; Chromadorea; Rhabditida; Rhabditidae
Source: the annotation of a GenBank genome assembly